AUGGAAAAACUCUGCAGUGAAAAUGAAGCAAAGCCUGAGAACCAAGGCAAGAUGGAAAACAAAGAACAGCCACUGGAUGCAGGAAAACCAGGAGCAGCUACUACUAAGGAAUACAAAGAAAUGUUAGAAAACAAGGGAAGGACAGAUCACAAGGGAAAGACAGAUGAGGAAGUAUUAAAGGUUAAGGAAAGGCCAGAAAAUGAGACAAAGCCAAAAGAAGGAAACCCAGAGAGCCAAGGAAAGCCAGUGAGUGAGGAAAAAGCAAAAGAAAGAAAAGCAGAGAGUGAGGGGAAGCCAGAGAGUGAAGGAAAGCCAGUGAGUGAGGGAAAACCAAAAGAAGACAAGCCAGCCAGCGAACCAAGGGAACUAAGGGCUGGCGGAAAGCGCCCAGCUGGGGAGGAUGUACCCAGGAAGGCCAAAAGAAAAACCAACAAGGGGCUGGCUCAGUGUCUCAAGGAAUACAAGGAGGCCAUACAUGAUAUGCAUUUGAGCAAUGAAGAGAUGAUAAGAGAAUUUGAUGAGAUGGCCAGGGUAGAGGAUGAGGUGAAGAAAACCAGACAGAAAUUGGGGGGGUUUAUGUGGAUGCAAAAAAGUUUACAGGACCCCUUCCACCCACGGGGCCCAAGGGAACUCAGGGGUGGCUGUAGGGCCCCACAAAGGGGCUUUGAGGACAUUCCUUUUGUGUAG
Molecule: messenger RNA, 687 nt
Organism: Rangifer tarandus platyrhynchus (Svalbard reindeer)
Lineage: Eukaryota; Metazoa; Chordata; Mammalia; Artiodactyla; Cervidae
Source: the annotation of a GenBank genome assembly